AUGUAGAGGGUAGAAGUCAGGAAUGCUGCUAAACAUGCUACACUGCACAAAACCGCUCCCCCAUUGCUAGGCUAUGUGGCUCCAAAUGUUAAUAGUGCCAGGGUUGAGAAACCCUGACAGCGCAUUGAAAAAUGUUGCAGGAAAGCUCAAGUCUCUGCUGUGAUAAAAUGUAAAAUAACUUUAUGCUCUUAAAUCUAAGCAUACAUUUUAUUGUUAUGGUCUUAAAAUAAUGUUCUUAUUAUGAUUUUCUAUUUUAGAAAUUAAGCAAUCAGCAGUACCUUCAACUUGAGACUUAGUGAUUAAGUGAAAACAGUUGCCUUUCCCUUGAAAUGCAUGCAUAAUACUUAUAACUUUUAAAUUAUGUUUCCUAUUUUAGGUUUUACUGAAGAAACAUCUUAGAGACUUGUCGCAUUUCUAAGAUGUCAAUAUUUACAAUUUGGAGUUGUCAGCCUUCUUCAAAGAUAACGUUUUGGAAAUCAAAAUGACAGUGUUCUCUGAAGUUUUAGAGCAGUUAUACGAGAAGGUCCUGCUUGGAGCUGCACUUGAAAAUGACAGCCAUGAUUACAUCUUUUACCUCAACCCAGCAUUUUCAGAUCAAGAUCGCUCAACAGCCACCUCCUCAGAAAGGCCAAACACCUGUGGUGUCCUUGGCACGCAUCAGCCACCCCCUGUCAGUGUGGCUACUACCGCUGCUGUAGCACCUGCAUGUCUGGAGAGCAACUCUCAAGUGCCCAGUGCCCGAGAAAUAAUGCUCCUUCAGUUAACAGUGAUCCAAGUGAUGAUAACCAAGACACUGUCCAUCGAAACUGAGUUUCCUGCAAAGGAGAAAUACAAAGAUAUUAUUAAAAUUCUUUUAGAAUCAGCUGAAAUAACAUUAAGUAAUUCCUGGAUUACUUUUUGCCAGAAAAAUCUUUCUGAAUAUUCUGAGAGUGAUAAUNUUUACAAAAAACAGCCUGGAUGUGAACAUAUCUCUGGUCCAGAUCAUGUGAUCCUUAGAGCAGUGAGCUUACUUAUAGUGAAAUCCUUAGAAAUCAGGUUUCAAAAUUGUACUUCAGCAAAUGAAAUAAAAGGUAAUUCUCUGAGUUCCUUUUUCAUGCAAAGAAAUGUAUAAUUAUUUACUUAAGUAAAAUAAUUCAUAAUUAUCAAAUCUCAGGACUAAUAUAAAUUUCAGUAAUUUAAGCUAUAUGUUAUCCUUGUUUAUAAUUUAUUAAAUUUUCUUCAGAGAGAGAGAACUAGAAUUACUUUAAGUAACAUGUCAGCUUUUUGUGGCUAAACUGAGUUUGUAUGGCAUAAUAAAUGACUUAAGUUAAAAAAAAGUUGCUCUUGAGUCAUCUCAAAGUAAGUGAUAGAAGUCGAUUCAUAUUCAAAUAUUUGUAGUAUUUUAUUCGUAUUAUCUUUCAUAAAAUUAGUAUACUUACUAGUGUAGAUUAUCGAUAAUUAGAAAUUGAAUUGAAAUGUGUGAGAUGUUAUAUUGAGGAAAUUGCCGCAUGUUAACAAUAACAUUAUAACAUUAGUUAUAAUUCUGUGCAGUUAUAAAAUACAACAGUAGGUGGCAUCUGUUAUAUAAUUCAGUUUUAAAUUACAGUUAAAACUCCCCUAAACCUUUCUGAUUUUUGUGCUUAAUAGUAGUAACUUCCUUUAAUGCUUUAAACAAAAAAUACAUGAUUCUGUUAUUUUGAAGGCAGAAUUAUGUUUGUUUGGUUGAAUUGUUGCCUCUAGUAACAGUCAGCUGUGGCACCCAGUGAAGUGAUCUCUGUUGUCUACUCAUUCAUACAUGCUUUUAGCAAGAAAGCACCUAGCUUUUAUUUCUCUGAGAUAGUUAUUUGGCAGUUGUGGCAAACAGAUGAUCUGGCUGUAUAUUUUAAAUGUAUGCUCUUGGGUGAGUCACUUUUUUUCACUGAGCCACUGUUUCCUCACUUGCAAAAUAGAAAUACAUAAUCCUCAACUCAUGGGACUUUUUGAAAGUGUGAAUUGUGAUAAUGCAUUUUAAAUACUUUAGACACUAUAAAUUUAUAUAU
This is a messenger RNA of Galeopterus variegatus (Sunda flying lemur), 2018 nucleotides long. RefSeq names its product protein Lines homolog. Bases 482 to 1111 code for a protein of 209 amino acids. The transcript is spliced from 3 exons. The record is from RefSeq and is a predicted model, not a curated record. Lineage: Eukaryota; Metazoa; Chordata; Mammalia; Dermoptera; Cynocephalidae.